UGUAUUGGCCGUUUCCAGCUCGUUUUUGGCGGGUAGUGAUAUUGGCGGUACGCUACGGUGUUCGUUGGUCGUUCGUUGUCUCUACGUCCGAGUUGUUCCGUUAAGAAUGGCUGGCGGUAAAGCCGGGAAAGACUCUGGAAAGGCGAAAGCCAAGGCGGUCUCUAGGUCGGCCAGGGCUGGACUUCAGUUUCCUGUAGGACGUAUCCACCGGCACCUGAAGAACCGCACUACCAGUCAUGGUCGUGUGGGGGCCACUGCAGCUGUUUACAGUGCGGCCAUUUUGGAGUACCUGACUGCUGAGGUGUUGGAGUUGGCUGGCAAUGCUAGCAAGGACUUGAAGGUGAAGCGUAUCACUCCUCGCCAUCUUCAGCUAGCCAUCCGUGGCGACGAGGAGCUUGACUCCCUCAUCAAGGCAACCAUCGCAGGUGGUGGUGUGAUCCCUCACAUCCACAAGUCGCUGAUCGGCAAGAAGGGAUCCCAGAAGACGCCUUAAGUCUAUACGUCAUUAUGCGAGCACUCACACACUAAAAAUAAGGCUGCAAGCAUUGCUCCUUUUUCGACCAGGUGUCCACAUUUCUUUCAUAUAUAUAUUCAGCUCAUUUGAAUACUACAUCCACAUAUAUUUCGUGCAGUUUGGUAUUAGUACGUGAAGUGUCACGUAGCAUGACUUUACAUGUCUGCAACACCACCAUCAUGUUGUGUAUCAUAUGUUCUGCUUCGUUGUGAAUAAAAGUUCUGUAAGGAAA
Messenger RNA from Dermacentor andersoni, 746 nucleotides. It is a transcript of the gene His2Av, whose product is annotated as Histone H2A variant. The record is from RefSeq and is a predicted model, not a curated record. Gene Ontology annotation, cellular component: nucleosome. Gene Ontology annotation, molecular function: structural constituent of chromatin; DNA binding; protein heterodimerization activity. Lineage: Eukaryota; Metazoa; Arthropoda; Arachnida; Ixodida; Ixodidae.